AUGCGCUUCGCAGGCGCCAAAGCCAUUGCUGCGCCAAAGUGGUCGCCAGACUCGCCACCCCAUGCAUCCGCAUCCAGUGAUACAUCAUGCAGAUCGAUACUAAACGUUUUCGCCGCGAGCCAUCAUCGGAGAACGGCCGUGUUCAAUGUCAAGAUGCCUUUUGGUGCAAUUCGUGAUGGAUUUCUACCCAGUUCAGCAAGGCUUCAAUCUCCUCGGUAUGCGGCCGUGAAAGAAUACGAUGAGAACGAACGGCAGAGCAGUUUUGAGGAGACCAAUUCGGAUACUUUCGACAGGCCAGGUGCACGAGGGAAUCAAUGGCGAGAUUUGGUGCGCAUGCUGCUCCUCGGCGUUACUGUGUUCAUCACUGCUUUCGCGGGAACUUCGGCCGCGAAUGCCUUUCGCAUCGCUGGAUGCCAAGUUCGGAAAGAGCACCAUUUCCAGAACCAUGCAGCGUCGGCUGCCGUGUCGGUACCAGAGAAAGGCACCAGGAUCCCAUUUCUGGAAAACGUACCCAUGAAACCCUCAAACUUCACUCCAGACGAGCUUCUUGGACUACCAGCCCUUGUCGAGUCCAACAAGGCAUGGGAUGCUCUUAUUGGGCCCUCGAAGGGAUACAUUGAGAUUGCCCACCCCGAACAGUACGGUCUGCCUCCGGGAGUGAGGCAUCCCACAGAUCCAGACAAGAGCGUUUAUGGCUUAGCAAUGACGCAUCAGCUGCAUUGCCUGAUUAGAAUCCGGAAGAUCUACUAUGAUUUCGUGGAUGGACGCCUGACUGCAGAAUCUUUCCACGCUUCGCCCCCGCUUGAGUUGACGGGAAUCCUUAAACUAAACCAUGGCAGUCUCCAUCUGAAUCAUUGCUUCGACUAUCUCCAAGAGGGCAUCAGUGUUGACGACUCGAAGGUUUUCUUGGACGCUUUAGUUAUCGUAGAGAGCGACAUCAAGGACAUCGAAGACCACACAAGUGUUUCCCAAGUCUCAAGAUUGCACGGCCACCUCAUUUAUCAUUCGUAA
Zymoseptoria tritici IPO323 is the source of this 1011-nucleotide messenger RNA. RefSeq lists its product as uncharacterized. The coding region runs from base 1 to 1011 and encodes 336 amino acids. The transcript is spliced from 5 exons. Lineage: Eukaryota; Fungi; Ascomycota; Dothideomycetes; Mycosphaerellales; Mycosphaerellaceae. Gene Ontology annotation, biological process: mycotoxin biosynthetic process. The record is from RefSeq and is a predicted model, not a curated record.